AAACGUUGACUUGAAUCAUGUCGUGUGUCCAAACACCAAAACUCGCGAAGCUUCACCAUCUUACCGAAUAUCGGUAGUUACUCAUCCAGCCCCAAAUUAUCCUUUCUGUCUGUCCCUGUUUCUAAAUCGCUUUUUAUUUUUCAAUAUUUCCUUCCCACCCCAAUCUUGGCAACAACAGUGACACACAGUCCAAUUCUCACGAAAACCCAAAACAAACACCCGAAACGAUUCAUUCCCCGAAAAAGAAACCCGAAUCCAAAAUUCAUCAAAUUCUAUCCUCCCACUCUCAGAACCCUAGAUUCGUGAAACCCACAACGAUUCUUGAUCGAAUUAGCUGAAAAAUCAAUAAAGUUAUCACUUUUGGCGCAUGGCAUCACCUAAUAAGAAGCCACCCUCGGAGCCCGACCGUCCACCGGCAGCGAUCCUCCACCAGCCAGCUUCACCCCGUUUUCCCUCCGGGACGCCGACAUCCAGGGCCAAUCGUAAAAUCGCCAUCGCCGUUGAUCUCAGCGAUGAGAGUGCUUAUGCCGUGAAAUGGGCGGUUCAGAAUUAUCUCCGGCCCGGCGACGCUGUGAUCCUCCUCCACGUCCGACCAACCUCCGUUCUCUACGGUGCUGAUUGGGGUUCCGUUGAUUUAUCGGUCACCGAUGAAGAAUCUCAGCAAAAGCUGGAGGAUGAUUUUGAUAAUUUCACCACCACCAAAGCUAACGACUUGGCCCAGCCGUUGGUGGAGGGGAAUAUUCCGUUUAAGAUUCAUAUCGUGAAGGAUCAUGAUAUGAAGGAGAGGCUUUGUUUGGAGGUCGAGAGGCUGGGAUUGAGUGCGGUUAUAAUGGGAAGUCGUGGGUUUGGAGCAUCAAGGAGGACCACGAAAGGAAGGCUGGGUAGUGUGAGUGAUUAUUGCGUGCACCAUUGUGUCUGCCCUGUGGUUGUGGUGAGGUACCCUGAUGAUAAAGAUGGAGUUUCUCAGGGUGGUGAGGCUUCAAAGAAAUCAGGGGAAUUGAAGAAUCUUGAAGUGCUUCAUCCUGUUCCUGAGGAAGAACCGGUUUACCAUGAUGCCACUGACAAAGAUGCAGAUUUGGAGAAGGCAUCGUGAGCAGACGGACUAGCUACUAAAAGGAUUUGAAGUGGUGUGUUUCUUCCCUUUGUAGCUGAGUGGUUGAUUUGAGGUCUUUCUUGCCCACUGUAUUUUGAGGUCAAAUGAAGUUUGGAAUGAUCUUUCCUUUACCUUGAGCUUCCAAAUAUGUUACGCCUUUUCGUUUUUUUUUAUCUCUGUUCUUUUUUUAUCAAUUUAUCAUCAGUACAUUGAUUGACUUCCAAACUCCAUCUACAGCUUUUAGAGUUAUCUAAAAGCUAGUAAAAAUGGUGGGAGGUGAUUACAAUAUCAUGUACCAAUCGAGUAAUUAUUAUGUGGAUAAUGAAGAGGUAAGGACAAAAGAAUCUUAUUCAGCCGCCUCAACAACUCUAUUUCUUAUCGGCCUUUGAAUUGGCCGACAGCUAUUGGAGCAAUUGCUGAUUACCUGUUAACCUUCUCUUUAAUAGACACAUUCUUCUCUGUAGUUCGGGUUAGUUUUUUUUAAAGCAAUGAAGUGAACUGUCUUUGUUACCCCAUCAACGGCCUUACUCGUCAACCAUUAGAAGGUUUCUAUGUAACGAAGCUAGUAGGUAGGAUGGGGGAUGAAGUGGGGGAUGAGAUUCAUUCUCUUUGGAUGGCUGAAUUUGGAGGAAACAAUGUUUUUAGUUUGAUUCUCCAGUUGACCUGUAAAUUUUAUUAAGGUGUACACCUAAUGAGCUCAAUGCCUGUGGAAGGUUUAAGUUGUGUGAUGAUUAAUGAAAGUGUAGAUAUGUUGAGAAAAUGUUUGGAUAGUUGAGAAUUGGGUUACCUUGAAAAGGUCACUAUGAUUAAAUAAUGAGUGAAUCUUUGCCUGGGGUACGGUGAAGGUCAUGAAAUAAAUAGAACAUUCAACUGGUACGUUUAUCAGAUUAGCUCGAGAAGCCCGAAAAAGCCAAUGAUGAAUCUUUAUUAACCAUGCAACUAUAUUUCCCCAAAUUAAUUGUUUUGUUGUUUUGUUUUAGUUCAAGUUAUCAACUGUUUAACUAAGUAGACUUUUUUGUUUGGGAUGGCGGACGAAGUUCUGGGAUGAAGGAGUGCGUAAAUGACUUUUUUGUUUGGGAUGGCGGACGAAGUUCUGGGAUGAAGGAGUGCGUAAAUGAUCUGUUUUGUAUCUUAAUUAUAUCUACAAGUUAACAAGUCUGCAACCAAACUUUACGGGACCUUCAUUUUGGCUACUAAUCCUUUCGUCGCAGAAGGCAGAUAUGAGUCGCCUUCCUAAAUUGAUCUCGAAGAGGUAUUGCAAAGGUUCGGCAAUUAGCAAGUAAGCUUGUAAUCUUCAGAAAUUUCCUGCAGUGAAAUUAUUGGUCACUUAUAGAGUUCGAAUUGCUGCAACAAAAGCUUAUUUUCACUAAGAGAUACUUAAAGUUAAUUAUCCUCUCUGAUUUAGCAAGAGAUAUGCACUUAUUUGGCUAGCUAAGCCUCUCUUAUUGUUCAUUGACAGGCG
Oldenlandia corymbosa var. corymbosa is the source of this 2555-nucleotide messenger RNA. The record is from the annotation of a GenBank genome assembly. Lineage: Eukaryota; Viridiplantae; Streptophyta; Magnoliopsida; Gentianales; Rubiaceae.